GGUAAGUUAACCAUCUACUAUAACUCGUUGAAUCAAUGACGGGCAGAGAACAAUUUCAGCUUUUUGGGCAUAGCACUUUUUAGGUUAUAUGUCGUACGAGAUCUUCGUACAAAUGUUUCGAAAAAUACGCAUAACUUUAUGGAUAUUCAACAUAAUCCUUCUAACUAAUUAAAUGUAGCGUCUUUUAUUUCAUGUAACAAUCACUCUUGUGUAAAUAUCAGAUCAAUUAUUAAGGCUCAAUAAUUCGGAAUGAUGACGCUACGUUUGUUUGACAAUCAGAAUUAUUCAAUUCUGGAUACCAUGCCAAAUAUGCACAAAAAAAAUGGCGAGAUAGGAAGCUACAAUUAUCUGAGAGACUGUAUCGGCAGUCUUGAGAAUAAAAACUCUGAAGUUGUUUUAACGGCCACAUCCACAAGUUCCCAAGGCACUGAUUUGCAAGGGCACAGCUUGGAUGUUAAUUUGAAUAGCAUUGAUCUCAAUUUGAUGAAAUUUGAUAGUUUAUUGCUGCAUAAUGCCGAGGAGUCUGCAAAGAGCAAAGAGGAAAAAACAAGAAAAGACAGACCAACAGAUAUUAAUAUUUCACAUUCAAAUCAAUAUUUUAACGCUACAAAUCUGAGCUUUUCGAAUUUUACAAAUGAUUCAAGCAAAGGAUCAGAUGAGGUAACGACAACUGUUAAUAAUAAUGAAUCUUGUGUAUUCAAUAAAGAUCAAUGCUUAGAAAGAAAGAAAAUAGAAAGCUACAAUUGUCCUACCAAACCUGAUACAGAAAAUAAUAUAAAUACAGUUUCUCAUAUUAAUCAAGACAACAGUUGUAUAAAUCAAAAUGUCACAUCCAAGUUGAAACGUGAAAUAAAAAUUGAUAAUCUGGAGUUAUUGGACGACGAACAGAUUCAGAAAUGCGAGCAAUGCCUAAUGACGUUCAGAUAUAAAAGACACUUGGAUCGUCAUUUGGAGGGUCAUCAGAAAAAUAAUUGUCCUCAUUGUAAUGAAAAAUUCGCCAGGCGAAAGCAUCUGGACGUUCAUCUGUUUCGCGCACAUGGAGAACGGGUGGUUAGACAUUCGCAUUUAUGCGACGUGUGUCCAAAAAGUUUUCCUAAACGUGCCCUACUAAACUGUCAUAGAGCAAAACACAGUUAUCAAAACGGUAAAGUGUGUUCGGAUUGUGGAGAUAUGAUAAAUAUGGAUACGGACGAGAAGGAGCACAAGGAGAAGCACUGUAAGAAGAGGCAAUUCAAGUGCCAGCGAUGUUGGCAAACGUUCAGUAUCGAGCAAACGUAUCUAUCUCACAUUCAGAAUCACGAUAACUAUAAAUGCCCAAGCUGUGAAAUUACUUUUGCGUCGAAGAAGAAGGCGCAUGAACACUUUAGGGCGGUUCAUGUAUCAAAAUUAAGCGAGCAAAAAUCGACAAACAGUUCAUAUUUUUGUGCCGAUUGCAGACACACAUUUAUAAAAAAAGACGAUUAUUUUCGACAUUUGGAAUCCGCGUUACAUCUUAAUAAAGUCAAUAGAGAUAUACCUAUAAAAGCAAUAUUUUCUUGUGCGAUCUGUUCGAAAAAGUUAAUUACGCAAAGAGCCCUGGAUCAACAUGUUAGACGCAUUCACAAGGGCGCAAAGCGAUUUGCUUGCAAUAUGUAUGGGUGUACGUUUCAGUGUGCCAGAAGGACUGAUCUGGAUAGGCACAAACAGUUGCACAUAGAAGAGCGAAAUAUCGUUUGUGAACAUUGUGGCAAAAUGUUUACUAGCGUCGGCAUAUUAAAGGAUCAUGUACUUUACAUUCACAGUAAGGAGCGACAAUUUAUCUGCGAGGAAUGUGGCAAGGCAUUUAAGAGAAACAGCUUAUUGAAAAGACAUAAGUUGUCACAUGAGCAGCAUCGGCCAUUUGCUUGUACACAAUGUAGCACUGCGUUCAAACGUUCACAUCAUCUUACUCGUCACAUGGAAACCUGUCACAAAAUUACACUGGAAAAAAAGAAAAAGGUGGUAAAGCUCAUGAAAACAAAAGACGGAAAUCUUGUGCCAGUGCCAGAUAAACCAAAUAGACUGGAAACUAAUAGAUCCAAAAUUGGAAGAAGACGCGAAUCAAUUACAAAGAAUAAAGAGAGAGACUAUUCAAUUACAAAUGUAGAAAAACAAACUGUAAAUGUUAAUUCACAACUGCAAACACAACCAUUGUUAAAUCCGGAGGAAACUUCUGAAUGUCCAAACUUGUCAUUGGAACUUACAAAUUUAUCUGUUGUCGAUUCUAUUCCACAAGUUCUUUCAUUAGUAGAUGUAAACACGGGACAAGUACUUACUGUAGAAAUCACCAACAACUCAGAAUUGUUACCUGCUAGUGAACUUGAUCAAUUUGGAACAAAUUGUAAUGAAAUAUUGAAUUUACCAGAUUAUCAAGAUAUAGAAUUUCAAAGUAGUCUUCUGAAUACUGAUCAAAUGUAUUAUGACAAUACAAGUUAUUCGGAGAUAUCGCUGGAAAAUAUUGAAAGCUCGUUUCCACUUGUAAGUAAUAAUAAUAAGAUGGAAACGAUAGAAAGCUAUUUAACUCAUGAAUUUCCAGCAUUUCUUAAUAUUUGAACAUUUACACAACAUAUAUGUUUAUUGUUCAAAAUGCAAUAUCAUAGUUGCUUAAAAUUUAAAAUAUGCCACUAUAUUAUUAUAUUUUACUAAAAUAUGAAAUUUAUUUAUUUUGUUAAUGAAGAAUGUUAAGUUUUAUAAAAUAUAUUUUUUUAUACUACAGAAUGUAAUCUAACAUUUUAUUUUAAUUUUGGAAAUAAAUAAAUAUACAUUUUUUCAAAAUAGAUAAAUUUUAUUACCUCAUACAAUAACAAACAUUUUAAUAUUUUUAGAGCUAUAUUAUAUAAGUGUUAUUGAGAUGCAAACGUAAAAUUUUAUUAAAAUAUAAGACUGCAUACACUAAGUUAAUAUGUAUUUAAAACUUACUUGAUAAUGAUAAGAGUGUAUUAUUAAUAGCAUUAUUCUAUAUUUAGUUUAAUUUUAAAAUAUAAAAAGCAUAAUAUCUCAGCA
Messenger RNA from Solenopsis invicta (red fire ant), 3021 nucleotides. Its product is annotated as zinc finger protein 107. The coding region runs from base 250 to 2571 and encodes 773 amino acids. Lineage: Eukaryota; Metazoa; Arthropoda; Insecta; Hymenoptera; Formicidae. The record is from RefSeq and is a predicted model, not a curated record. The transcript is spliced from 4 exons.